CCGCCCUUCCCUCCGACAAAGACUAUUCCAAGUCGAAGCGUAUUUCUGCUUUCUUCAGACCAGUGUAUCUCUGAACAAGGAGAGCUGGUAUUUUCCUGCCUCACGGUCACUGCAACGAGCUUAUCAUGGAUGGUGUAGAAGUGUUUUGUGCGUCUUUAACUUGGUUUUACUUGUGAAGAGGCAGUCUGUUUGCUGGAUCCACUCAAGAGAAAUUGGGAAGAUGACCCGAAAUAACCCAGAGCCUAAGGCUCGGGAUGUCAUGGCAAUCCUUAUGAAGAUCUACCUUUUCACCUAUAACCUGAUUCAGUUCCUGGGCUUUGUGUGGAUCUUUUCCAAUAUAACUGCGCGUCUUGUUCUAGAGGGAAAGGACUCUGUUUAUCACACCUUCAGGUUCUGUUGGACUAUGAUGUUCAUUUGUCAGAUUUUGGCUGUGGUUGAGGUCAUUAACCCAGCCUUGGGGCUGGUGAACACAGCAGUCUUCCCUGCCAUGGUCCAGGUGAUGGGCAGGAAUGUCAUACUGUUUGUCAUUUUUGGAAGCCUGGGGGAAAUGCAGAACCGUGUUGUGGUGUUCUUUGUCUUCUACCUGUGGAGUACCAUUGAGAUCUUCAGGUACCCAUUUUAUAUGCUAGCCUGCAUUGGCUUGGAGUGGAGAUUGCUCACCUGGCUCAGGUACACCGUCUGGGCAUUACUUUACCCACUGAGCACUGUAGCAGAAGCUGUGGCUGUGGUGCAGUCUCUGACCCUUUUUGAUGAGUCGGGUCUGUACAGCAUUCGUCUACCUGGCCAGUCAAUCAGCUUUUCCCUCACACUCAAACUAUAUUUGUUUGUCAUGUUUCUGGGUCUUUUUAUAAACAUGAGGCAUCUGAUCAGCCAGAGAAGGCGCCAUUUCCUCAGGAGAGACCUCAAAGUUGACUGAGCCGGAAGCGCUUUUACCUAAAAGUUGAAGUAUUCACUAUGGACACACACACAAACUCUACAAUGAGGCAAGUGUGAAGUAUGACUGCAAUUCACAUGUUCUGGGCACUCUAUGGAUUACAUAGAAGACAACAGGAAUCCCUGAAGGGAGGGGCAUCAUACCAUAGCAAAUCCAAUUGUCAUGACUGUCAUCAUGAUCAACAGUAUUUUCUUUUCUUUUCUUUGAGUACUGCACUAUCUUAUCGUUCAGUCUCUUUAUUCAUUCCAUCUCUGUAUUACUUCUAGUCAUAAUAUAACAUUACAAAUAUGCACUGCACAGCACAGAAUGCUGUCUGGAACACGUACUGUAUGUGUGCCAUUUACAGUUUUUUUUCAAUUGAUAAAGUGCAUUGUGUGUAAAUCAUGCCUCAGUUUUCUGAAACUCUAAACACAAACCUGUAACUACUCACCAAAAUCAUCCUGUUUUCAGGUCAAAACUAAGCUCUACUUUCAAAACCAAUAUAGUAAAAAAAAACAAAAAAACUUUUGCUACAGCAAUGAGUAUUGUCGACAUUGCAGCCACUUCCAUUUUGGUACAACUUUGUGAAAACAAACGCAUGGACAACUGAAGUUAAUUAAAAAAUAACGCUGAACGUUUAGCCAUUUGGUUGGGUCAUUUUUCUUUGAGCCAGCUGGUUGUUUGUAGGGCACUCACUCGAUCCACAUUUCAGUCAGUUCACACACACAAUUUAAUGGGAUGGAAAGUUUUCUGAUCCCGGCAUGCGCACACCUUUUCUGUGACGUGAACCAUGAAGGGGUCUAUGGUGUUACAGUUUUGGAUUUAUAAUUCAUACGCCUAAUAAUUAGCCUGGCCCUGCCCGCCUUGUAUCUUCACUCAUUUUCAUUUCACUGAGAUACUAGUCUUGCCUGUCAAUGUGUUUACAUUCCCCAAAUGGUGGGGCCAAUCCACAACGAGAGGGGAUGACUAGUUUCAAAAUUAAAAGUAAAGGUGGUAAAUAGCAGCAAUGCCUUCGAAUGCAAACAUUGCAGUCAGAAGAAUGUCUAAAUCUAUACAGCAAAAGUAAAUACAUUGUUUCCUGAAUGCCAAAGUGGUUUAUUAUCAGUUUGUAUAGGCAGAGCCUUUCUAAUGGGGAGACACAGCACUCAAAAAUCCUUCCCAAUGGAAGUGUACCUAGACCUAGAAGUACAGUAGUGAGUCUGGUGAAACCAUGCUAGGUAAAACUAUUUAAACGAUUGUGAAAAACUUUACUUGGUAUUAUAUACAGUGAGGAGCACAAGUAUUUGAUACCAUGCUAAAGUUGCCUAAAAAGAGGAAUAUAAAAUCAUCAUUUGACAAUUGAUCUUAAUGUCUUAAUUCAAAAAAUGAGUAAAAAUAAAACCAAGUACAAGUACACCAAUUUGCUUUGUGAUUGAAGAAUGUAUCGUAAAUAAAUAAAUGUUCUUCCUAAAUGCUAGGGGGAAGGAAGUAUUUGAACCCCUAUGUAACCCUAUGGGAAUUUAACACAUAGGGUUAACGUAGGGGCAGGCAGAUUUUAUUUUUUUAAGGCCAGCUAUGUCAUGGAUCCAGGAUAUUAUGCAUCCUGAUAAAGUUCCCUUGGCCUUUGGAAUUAAAAUAGCCCCACAUCAUCACAUACCCUUCACCAUAGUUAGAG
Messenger RNA from Sardina pilchardus (European sardine), 2567 nucleotides. Its product is annotated as very-long-chain (3R)-3-hydroxyacyl-CoA dehydratase-like. The transcript has 9 exons. Gene Ontology annotation, cellular component: endoplasmic reticulum membrane. Gene Ontology annotation, molecular function: 3-hydroxyacyl-CoA dehydratase activity. Lineage: Eukaryota; Metazoa; Chordata; Actinopteri; Clupeiformes; Clupeidae. Bases 221 to 916 code for a protein of 231 amino acids. The record is from RefSeq and is a predicted model, not a curated record. Gene Ontology annotation, biological process: sphingolipid biosynthetic process; fatty acid elongation; very long-chain fatty acid biosynthetic process.